Kluyveromyces marxianus DMKU3-1042 is the source of this 1596-nucleotide messenger RNA. RefSeq names its product Msa1p (gene MSA1). Lineage: Eukaryota; Fungi; Ascomycota; Saccharomycetes; Saccharomycetales; Saccharomycetaceae. The record is from RefSeq and is a predicted model, not a curated record. The coding region runs from base 1 to 1596 and encodes 531 amino acids. The transcript has a single exon.
AUGUCGGAUAAAGAAGGCUCCAGUUUUACGAACGGUAGUGGAGUUAAUACGCCGAAAAAGCGUGGGAGACCAGCGAUUCUGAAGGAGUAUUCUGACCCAAUGAAGUCGCCAAUGGCUCAGUCGUCUUUGCAAAUGCAAAAGUCUCACCAAUCGUUUAAUAAGCCAUUGAUGCGUGUGGGGAGCUCUGGGUCGCCAACGAAAUUCAAGACUCCGCAGAAAAAGAGAAGGAGCAGUUCUACUGAGGUCUCGCCUCCUCAUUCUGCGACCGGCUCUACGAAAAAGGGCCGCUAUAGGGGUGUUGUAAUGAACUCUUCGACAUCGCCAAGGGGGAAAUCGAGCGGUUUGAUGAAGUCGAAGGGCGAUGAUUUGGAUUCAAACGCAACAACCCCUUCUAAGAAUAACGAUCAGAAAGCACGUAUGCAAGUCACUACGAGUUUUGAUCAUGAUCACGAACAUGAGCAUGACAGCUCAUCUCCGGGCACCCCGUUAGACCAGGUCUUCUCUUCAAUUUCCAGAGCUCACAACGUGAAGAGCUCUCCUCCAGUGAUGUUCGAUACAGAUUCCCCAAUACCAACUAAACGGAAGUUGUCAGUAGAGAUGAGAGAAACGUCAUGUAUGGAGGACAAUAGUAGUAUAACGAAAAGAUGGAAAUUCAUGUUGAACGUGGGUAGGGACGGAAAAGCUUGUAUAGAAACGAAUUCGUUGACAAUAACAGAAAAUGCCAAUUCUGAAACCAGCAACAAUAAGAAUUUACUACCCCCAAAACAUCUACUACAGAAUACCGCAAAAGCUGCUGAUGUAGAUACCAACGGUGUGGCAAAGUUUGACAAAAAACGUGUGAUGGGAUUCUUGAGACAAAUGAAAUCAAAAAAUAAGACGCUGGACGCUAAACCAUUACCAGAGCAAACGAAGAAGUUUAACAUUCCUUCUUCUCCAUCUGCUCCUCCAAACUCCAUGGGCAACCUUGCUGAACCUCUCACACCUAAAUGCUCUCAAUUGAUGCAAUUUAAAACGGGAUUGACCCCAAGUUUCAAUAUCGACGAAUUGCUCGUUAGCCCCAGGCUACAUGAUUCCUUGAGCAGAAACUUGUUCAAGUCCCCAAGUCAGUAUGUGUUCAAAGUAUCUUCAGGUGAUCCUUUAUUAAUCAAUGAUCACCAAGAGAUGGAUAUGAUGAAUUCCCAUAGUCAAGAAGUUUCAGAUAUACUAUCAUUCUUGAACUCCCCAAAGAGAGGGACGAAUCUAAAUACCCCUCCCUCAUACCUAGUAAACUUCAGCUCACCAAGAUCAAAUGGAAAGCCACAAAACGCUGUUCCUUCGACUAGUAACAUGAAGCUGAAUCUGCCUCCAUUAGGUACCCCAAAGACCGAACCAAACCAUCAAACAACGCUUUUACCAUCAACACCUUUACUCAAAUUGGGGAAUUUAGGUCCUCCAUCUCAGUUCACUCCUAUAAUACAAAAGCAAAUGACUGAUGAGAGUAAGUUCUCCUUAACGCAAUCAAUUCAUCCGAUUAACCUAAGGAAAGAGCCAGCCAGAAAACUUGAAUCAAGCGAUGAUGCAAGAAUGGCUCUUAAGAGACUCAUAAAUGGGAAUUAA